AUGUGCGCCCUGCCCCAACUGUACGCGGCUCUGAUGGUGUUCUCCUGCGUGGCCUCGGUCAGCGGGAACCUGCUGCUGCUUCUGUUGCUGCUGCUGCACAAGAAUCUGCGCAGCGACACCUUGAUCCUGACGCUCAGCUGCUGUUUCAGUGACAUCACUCUCAGUCUCUCUGCCUUCCCAUUGGCUGUUUACCACGCUGUGCCAAACCCCCCCGGCCCCCCCCCCAGUGAUGGAGUCCUCUGUCAGGGAGGGGGUUUCCUGCUUCUCCUGCUCCAAACCUCCUCUCUGUACUCGUUGUUCUGGACCUCCGUGGAUACGUUUGUGGAUAUCUGCUUUGCGUUGAGUUACAGCAUGAUAGUGACUCCGGGUCGAUGCCGCUUGGUGCUUCUGAUGAUGUGGAGUGGCUGCCUGGGGGGGGCCGCGCUGCCCCUAAUGGGGUUCGGACACUACACCUACAGAGAGGACAGAUACCUGUGUGGGCCAGACUUUAGCCCCGCCCACACAGCGUUCGUGAUGCUGUGGUUGGUGGGCAUGUUUGUGCCUCUGGUCGCCAUGGUUUCACUGUACAGUCACGUGGUGAUCGUGGCGAGGAAACAAGCGAGGAGAGGAACGUUCAUCUGCAACGAGAUCAACUGCCACUACGUUCCUGCUAACAUCUACCUGAGGAGCUCCAUCGCCAUGCUGUCCACCUCAG
Notothenia coriiceps (black rockcod) is the source of this 694-nucleotide messenger RNA. Its product is annotated as growth hormone secretagogue receptor type 1. NCBI's taxonomy places the organism in Eukaryota, Metazoa, Chordata, Actinopteri, Perciformes, Nototheniidae. Gene Ontology annotation, molecular function: G protein-coupled receptor activity. The annotation marks the transcript as partial. Gene Ontology annotation, cellular component: membrane. The record is from RefSeq and is a predicted model, not a curated record. The transcript has a single exon. Gene Ontology annotation, biological process: G protein-coupled receptor signaling pathway.